AUGCAAGCCGCCCAGCUGUCCUGGGAAUUAGAAAAUGCGGUCACCUUAAUCGAUCCUCAGCGAGACGCUCUAUACCAAUACGAUGAGGAAACGCACAAGGCCCUCAGCAACGCCCGCCCAUGGUCAAAGGACCCCCACUACUUUAAGUCAAUUCGCAUAUCUGCAGUUGCUCUCCUGAAAAUGGUUAUGCAUGCUCGCUCCGGAGGUUCUCUCGAGGUCAUGGGUCUAAUGCAAGGCUAUAUCCUCCCAGAGACAUUUGUCGUAACCGAUGCUUUCCGCCUCCCCGUUGAGGGCACAGAGACUCGAGUCAACGCUCAAGAUGAAGCGAACGAAUACAUGGUCUCAUACCUUCAGGCUUGCCGUGAUGCAGGGAGAAUGGAAAACGCAGUUGGAUGGUACCACAGUCACCCCGGGUACGGAUGCUGGCUCUCGGGCAUCGACGUCUCCACACAAGAUAUGCAACAACUCGGCGGGCCGUUUGUUGCUGUUGUCAUUGAUCCCGAACGAACUAUUUCCGCAGGGAAGGUAGAUAUCGGUGCAUUCAGGACAUUCCCCAAGGACUAUACGCCACCAAAAGAGGAGCAAGAGGAAGACGAGUACCAGACCGUUCCGUUGAACAAGGCAGAGGACUUUGGAGCCCAUGCAUCUCAUUACUACUCACUUGAGGUUUCUCUUUUCAAAAGCGCCCUCGAUACAGAGAUUCUCUCACUGCUGUGGAACAAGUACUGGGUGGCCACUCUCAGUCAAAGCCCCCUAUUCACCACGCGCGAUUAUGGAAGCAAACAAAUACUAGACCUCAGUCAGAAGACUAGGCGAGUAGCCCGAGGGAUCGAGACCAACUCCUCUCGAGGUGGUGCACCUACUCAGAUCAAAGACCCACAACUCGACCGAGUAGUAAAGGAUGGCCAACGAAUCGUGUCGGAGGAAGUAAAGGGAUUACUCGCCUCCGAAGUGAAAAUGCAGCUUUUUCAAGGUAUUGGUGAAAAGACAACGACAGGAUCCAGUUGA
Molecule: messenger RNA, 1008 nt
Organism: Aspergillus puulaauensis
Lineage: Eukaryota; Fungi; Ascomycota; Eurotiomycetes; Eurotiales; Aspergillaceae
Gene: RRI1
Product: Mov34/MPN/PAD-1 family protein
Exons: 2
Coding region: 1-1008 (335 amino acids)
Biological process (GO): protein deneddylation
Cellular component (GO): COP9 signalosome; cytoplasm
Molecular function (GO): protein binding; metallopeptidase activity; deNEDDylase activity
Source: RefSeq, a predicted model, not a curated record